Messenger RNA from Mobula hypostoma (lesser devil ray), 4498 nucleotides. RefSeq lists its product as uncharacterized. The transcript is spliced from 6 exons. The record is from RefSeq and is a predicted model, not a curated record. Bases 303 to 1082 code for a protein of 259 amino acids. Lineage: Eukaryota; Metazoa; Chordata; Chondrichthyes; Myliobatiformes; Myliobatidae. Gene Ontology annotation, biological process: B cell differentiation; B cell receptor signaling pathway. Gene Ontology annotation, cellular component: external side of plasma membrane; B cell receptor complex.
CCCCAAAAUAUCACUGUCGACGGAGUUCUAGAAUAUAAAAUAUUACUUUGUUUCCAUUGUUGCAUUAUUCUUUUGGAUUAAGACCCUUGCAUGUCUUUAUUCAAUGUAGCAAAAUGAAUACUACCAUUUACCAUCUGAUUCAAGCAAACUAAAGAUCAAAAGUAUUCAUUAAGAUCAUCAGCAGGAAAUGUGGCUAGUCGCAACUGUUUCUCUCUGACUAGAGUUAAACAGGAAGCAGAAGAAUUUGAAGGCAAAAGGAGCAAUGCUUCGCUGUGUCUGAGGAGCUUCUAAACUGUCAAGAUAUGGAGCUGAGUUCCUCCAGUCUCUACAGUAAACUUCUACCCUUAAUUCAACUCAUGCUUCUUCUAUCUUGCACGGCUAUUGCAGAUGAAACAGCGGAUUUUAAAAUUAUUCAGUACCCUCCAGAGGCCAAUGUUUCUGUGGGCAACAAUGUAGUGAUGAUGUGUUCCUGGGACAGCAACCAGAUUGAGAGCGUCAGAGUGAACUGGCUAAAGGACAACAUCAACAUUUUUUCAAACAAAACAGGGAAAUACCAGUAUGGAAGGACAAAGUACAUUGUUGAAAUGAACAACUCGAGCCUUACCAUUCUGAGUGUCUCGCAGAAUGACUCUGCAAUCUACCACUGCGAGGUAUUCGUGGAAAUUCCAUCAGUCAGAAGAGCAAGGGGAGAAGGGACGAUAUUAAACGUCAUUGAUAUCGCCACUGAGACGGAUUUCAUCACCUGGAUUCUGGUAGCCGUCAGUCCCAUAAUACUGAUCGUGUUCAUAGUUUUGUGCUACUGCUUCUGGAGAGAAAAAUGCUCACAGCGGAAUGACAGAUAUGUAUAUGAAAAUUCUACUGCAAAAAAGAGAGAAGCUGUUAAAGAGGAGGAUAAAAGAUCCCAACUUUACGUAAACAGCUCAGAGUUGAGACACAACUGUCAGAAAACCAAGGAUAAAUCAGAGAACAUCUACAAAAAUAUCUCAGUUGCACAAUGGAGGAAACAUCAGACAAUGAACAGAAUGCCAAAAAAAGAUCUUCCGUCAGUAAUAUAUCAGAAUAACAUCAAACACGGAAGAUAAAUAACUGAGGACAUGAUCUAAACAUGUAUUGUGAAUUAUAUAUUUUUAAGCAUUAGUUGUAGAGUUUGUAAAGCUAGUUGAUGUACCAGCCAGGCUGCAUCAAGCUGAAACAAGCCAAUAAGUAGGAUACUGGGGUUUGUAGGCAGAAGUGAGAACAGAGAAGAAAAAUAAAAUAUGGAGUCAAAAUCUGAAUUCUGAAUCAGAUUUAUUAUCACAUCAUAUAGAUGCUAAAUUUGUUGUUUUGUAUUUUAUAAAUUUGGCAGUGUUCAUGGGCUCACAUUUCAUGAUGAAGCUGCCUGAAUCUACAAUGUUCUGUAGCCUCUUGCAAACCUCCAUACAAGUGGUGAUGCAGCCUGUCAGAAUGCUUUCCAUGGUACAUCUGUAGAGAUCUGCUAGAGUCUUUGGUGACAUAAACUCGUAAUGAAGUAGAGCCACUGGCAUACCUUCUGCGUAAUUAGAUCAAUGUUUGGGUCCAGGAUAGAUCCUCAGCGUUAUUGGCACCAAAGAACUUGAAGCUGCUCACCCUUUCCACAGCUGACCCUGCAAUGAAAACUGGUGUGUCUUCUCCAGGAUUCCCUUUCCUGAAGUUCAUGAUCGAUUCCUUGGUCUUGUUGACGUUGUGUACAAAGUUGGUGUCAUGACACCAACCGGCCAAUCUAUUUCAUUCCUGUAUGCCUCCUAAUUGCCAUCUGAGAUUUUACCAACAACAGUGGUUUCAUCUGUGAAUUUACAAAUGGUGUUUGAGCUGUACUUAGCCACACAGAAAUGAAGGUCUUAUUAGAUUCAGAGCACAAGGAAAUGUUUUACAUCAUAGUGACACAACAGGCAUAAGAUGGCACUGUAGAAAGUUCUGUUAUACAAAAUUUUAAUAUACCAACAGGAAAUAAUACCUACAGAUAAGCUUCCCAGUUAAGGGGCAUCACUCUUAUCUUGGACAGACACAGACUGCAAAGUUCCUCGAAGCUUGUUUUAAAUACCAUUCAGCAUCAGGACAGUUGACAGAAGAAGGAAAACUGAGUCACUGUUGAUGAUAAAGAGGAAGACCAACAGGAAUGGUGACCGGCAAUGAGCCUGUCUGAUGUGAUAUUUCAGUUAACAUCCUCUGCACAGAAAAGAAAGCAUGGCGGCUUGAGUUCAGUUCCACUCCUUAUGGUUGAUAGAUCUGAUUUUCUUUCAUGCGAAAAUAGAACAAUACAGUAAGGAACAGGCCCUUUGGCCCACAAUGUCUUUGCUGACCAGGAAGUAAAUGAAACUAAUCAUUUGCCUGCACAUUGGUGAACAGUAUGAUAUCCUCCUUCUCCUGCCUACUCAUGAGCCUGUCUAAAUGCCUUUUAAAUGCUGCUAUUGCAUUUGCUUCCACGACUUCCCCUGGAAGCACCUUCCAGGCACCCAACACUCACUAACACAACACUCUUUACCUUAUAAGUCUUUAAACUAUCUCCCUCUCACCUUAAACUUAUGCCUUCUAGUAUGUGACAUUUCCACUCUUGAAAAGCACUCUAUCCACCCUAUCAAUUUCCUUUCACAAUUUUAGAUACCUUUGUCAGGUUGACCCUUAACCUAUGAUGUUUGACAGAAAGCAGUCUAAGUUUGUCCAAUCUCUCCACAUAGCUAAAACUCUCUAAUCCGGGCAACAUCCUGGUGAACCUCUUCUUCAACCUCUCUAAAGCCCCCACAUCCUUCCUGUAAUACUGCCACCAAAGCUACACACAAUGCUCCAAAUGUAGCCCAAACAAAGUUUUAUAUAGCUGUAAUAUGACUUCUUAACUAUCAUACUCAACACCCUGUUUAAUGAAGGUGAGUAUGCUACACAUUUUCUUUACUACCCAGUCUACUUGUGAUGUCACUUUCAGGGAGCUAUGAACUUGCAUCCUAAGUUCCCUCAGUACAUCAAUGCUCCUAAGCAUCCCACCAUUUACUGUAUACUUUUAUAUUUGAACUUCCAAAUUGCAACAACUCACGCUUGUUCAGAUUAAUCUCCAUCUGCCAUUUCUUUGCCCAUAUCUCCAACUGAUGUAUAUGCUGUAGUAUUCUUUGAAAGCCUUUUUAACUAUUCACCACUCCACCAAUUUUUUUAUAAUCUGAAAAUUUGCUAAUCAGCUCACCUACAUUUUUAUUGAAAUCCUUUAUAAAUAUCACAUACAACAAUGUUCCCAGCACUGACCCUAUGGAACUGCAGUGGCCACAGGCCUCCUGUCAGAUUAACAGCCCUCCACCCCUGUCGUCUUCCUACAAAGGCCAACCAAUUUUGAAGCCAGUCUCCGAAGUUACCAUGAGCCCCAUGAGUCAUAAUUUUCUGUAUUAGUCUACCAUGAGAGAUCUUGUCAAACCUCUUACUAAAGUUAAUGAGACAACAUCCUUCAUCAAUCACCUUCAUCAGCUCGAAUUUGUAAGAUGUGAUCUGCUCCAAAUAAAUUUAUGCUGACUUUUCCUAAUGAGCCCAAAGUUUUCCAAAUGCAAGUAAAUCCUUUCCUUAAGAAUCCUCUCCUGGACCUUCCCUGCCACUGAUAUAAAGUUCGCCAGCCUAUAUGUAAUUUGCUAGCUUCUCCUUCUAACCCUUCUUGAACUAAAGAACAAUAUUGGCUAAGGUAAUGUCUGCUGGAACCGUGUCUAUGUGCUCGAGAGGAAACAAAGAUCUAUGUCAAGGCCACAGGAAUUUCAUCUCUUGCUUCUCUCAAUACCCUGGCAUUGAUCCGAUCAGGCCCAGGGGACGUAUCCACCUUAAUGUUAUCUAAGACACCCAACACCUCAUUCUUGAUGUCAAUAUGCUCCCAAGAAUAUUAGAAUAUCCCACACUGAUCUCACUAUAACCAAUGCAAAGUACUCAUUGAUUACCUUGCCUACUUCCUUUAGCUCCAGGGAUAAAUUCCCUCCUUCAUUCUUGAGAGAUCCUAAACAGUCAUUCAUCAUCCUCUUUUUUUAGUAUAUGGAUAAAAUUCCUCAGAAUUAUCCUUAAUCCUACUGGGCAAGAAAAUUUCAUCAUCCUCCUUGUCCCUCCUGCUUUCUUUAUAUUUCUCAAGGGCCCUGUCUCAUUUCAGGUUAUUAAACCUCUCAAAUGCUUUUCUUUUUCUCUAAAUUUACAUCUCUCAUCAUCCAAAGUUCCCGAGCCUUACUAUCCCCAUUGGAACACUCCAAUCCUAAAUUUUGAUCAACUGGCUUUUGAGCAACUCCCAUAUGUCAGCUACGCUGGAAACAGCUCCUUAGUACAGUGAAGCAGAUUCUUGACCUCACUAACACCCUUUUCACCAUGUAAGGUUUCUAUGUGAAUUUAAAAUAUAUGUUUGCUUUUAUGUACAGGUUCAGAAUAUCAAAACAGAUACUGCAGUAAAUAUCCUUUUAAUGUUCAUCAAAAUGUCAAAGCAAUUUUGCUGAUGUAAACAAUGUAUGCCAAUCUUUUUAUUUGUUCAAAUAUUAAA